This is a messenger RNA of Striga hermonthica, 294 nucleotides long. The record is from the annotation of a GenBank genome assembly. Lineage: Eukaryota; Viridiplantae; Streptophyta; Magnoliopsida; Lamiales; Orobanchaceae.
AUGAACGGCCCCACUAACGUCACCCUCGACUCCGCCGGCGACCGCUACUACAUCUGCUCCUUCGGCAGCCACUGCCAGCAGGGGCAGCGCCUCUCCAUUACCGUCAUCUCCUCCUCCGCCAAUCCUCCGGCAACCGCCACCCGGCCGACCACCCCGUCCCCCACUAACACUCAUUCAAAAGCCUGUGCCCCAACUCAGCCCAACGCCGGCGGACCUGCAGCUGCGCUGGACCAUCCGCGCAGAAUAAUUCAGGCUCCAUUGCUUUGGCCGCCGGUUUCUCGCUUAGUUUAUUGA